Messenger RNA from Aureobasidium pullulans EXF-150, 1629 nucleotides. RefSeq lists its product as uncharacterized. Lineage: Eukaryota; Fungi; Ascomycota; Dothideomycetes; Dothideales; Saccotheciaceae. Gene Ontology annotation, biological process: translation. The coding region runs from base 1 to 1629 and encodes 542 amino acids. Gene Ontology annotation, molecular function: structural constituent of ribosome. The transcript has 3 exons. The record is from RefSeq and is a predicted model, not a curated record. Gene Ontology annotation, cellular component: mitochondrial small ribosomal subunit; ribosome.
AUGAUUCUACGAUCAAUAGCCCUGCGGCAAGGCCGCAGAGCGGUGGCCAAGCCUGCGCGAUGCCUCCAUUCGUCGGCCACAUGCCUGCAGCAGAACCAACCCAUUGAUGCCGCCUCUUACUCCUUCUCCUCUCGUAUCCAACCUCCUGUAGACGGCGACCAGGUUGCCCGCGAUUACCAAGCCUUCAAGCACCACCAGAGAGUCACCAACAGCAUUGGAUCCGUCGUCUCUCCCACCUACCAACCGCAUACCCAAGUCACCAAACCUCCCUCGCCCGACGACAUCUCCCUCGAACUCCUGCUUGCCUCGCAAUCCCACCUGGGUCACUCUACCUCGCUCUGGAACCCUGCCAACGCUCGCUACAUCUUUGGUGUACGUCAAGGUAUUCACAUUAUCUCGCUUGACCAGACCGCCUCCCACUUGCGCAGAGCAUGUGCUGUCGUUCGUGGUGUCGCCCAGCGUGGUGGUUUGAUCCUCUUUGUUGGUACUCGUGACGGCCAGGAGAGAAUUGUUACCAAGGCUGCUGAAUUGGCCGGUGGCUGUCACCUCUUCGACCGCUGGAUUCCUGGCAGCAUCACAAACGGCCCUCAGAUCCUGGGCAGAUGUCGCACAAAGGUCGUCGAUGAGAAUGACAAGGAGAUCAAAGGUUUCGAGGAGCAGCUUGAAGCAAAGGGCGCCCUCAAGCCCGAUCUGGUCGUCUGCUUGAACCCCAUGGAGAACUACGUUCUGCUGCACGAGUGCGGUCUCAACAACAUUCCCACCAUUGGUGUUAUUGACACCGACGCAAACCCAACCUGGGUCACCUACCCCAUUCCUGCCAACGACGACAGUCUUCGAUGCAUCAACCUCAUCGGAGGUGUUCUCGGCCGCGCCGCUGAGGCAGGCAAGAACUGGCGUCUCAACCAGGCUGCUGGUGGUAUUGUUACAUAUGCAGCAAGCCACAACCUGGCUACGCCCACCGCUGAUCAGAUUGCCGCUGCCCACGAAGCCGAACGCUCUUUCGCCCAGAAUGAAGGCUUCAACGAAGACACUGACAAGCGUGUCGUUACCUCGACUGGUCCUGCCGACCAAGAGGCCGACAUUCAAGAGAAUGUUGAUCAAACCAUGAUGAGCGCAUUCGAGUAUGCCCAGUUCGCCGACUUUGACGAGGACGCCAUUGCAGCUGCUUUCGACAUGCACUUCCCUGACCGUGCGGCUCCUGAGACAACCGAGCUGGCCGAGCUGAGAGAGAAGCUGCGCCGUACUCGCUCCGCUUUGAAUGUAUCGUCAGAUGGCGAGCCCACAUACCUCGAGAGCACGCAAGUCGACGUCAAGACCGGUGCCGAACUCGAAGAGGAGGCACAAGACAUGAUGGAUGAGCCCCUCACUCAACAGGAAGCCGCUGCUCUGCAUGCUCAGGAAGGUGGCAAGGGCCAGAACCCUUACGCUGGUGGCAGUUACCGUGGCGCUCUCAAGGUGCGCAAGAAUGCUGCAGAUCCUACUCUCCGCAGAAUGAUCGCUCUCAAGAGACAUGCAUACGGCGAGGAGCUGUCUGCCGAAGAUCAGGAGGAGCUGCGCAAGCUGUCCGAAUCAAACAAGAACGCACCUCCGGCCGACGAAGGCGACUACGCUCUGAAGCGCACUUCGUGA